AUGGAGCAAGUUAAUCAACGACCCUUGAAACUAUAUUUCCUCCCAUUCCUAGCAGCAGGUCACGUGAUCCCACUCUGCGAUAUAGCAACGCUCUUCGCCUCACGCGGACAGCACGUGACCAUCAUCACCACUCCCUCCAACGCUAAAAACAUUGUCAAAUCCAACGACAACUUCAACAUCCACACCGUCGUCUUCCCCUCCGAGCAAGUCGGCCUCCCCGUCGGCGUCGAAAGCAUGAGCUCCGUCAACAACUUGGACGACGCCGCAAGAAUCACCAAAGCCGCCAUGCUGCUCCGUCAACCAGUGGAGCAUUUCGUCAACCACAACCCACCGGACUGUAUCAUCGCCGACUUCUUUCACCCGUGGGUUUACGACCUAGCGAACACCUUGAAAAUCCCUAGACUCGUCUUCAACACCUUCAGCCUCUUAUCCACCUGCGCCAUGAACUCCUUCAAUUCUCACCCGGAGCUUCGUUCUGGUUCGGGUUCGUUUGUCUUCACGGAUCUUCCCCACGCGAUCACCAUGAGCGUGAGACCACCGGAGGAGGUCGUCGACUACAUUGAACCGUUGCUUGAAAUGGAGUUGAAGAGUAGCGGGCUCAUCGUGAACAACUUCGUGGAAAUGGAGAGUGAGUACGUGGAGCAUUACGAGAGAACCACAGGCCACAAGGCUUGGCACCUUGGUCCAGCCUCUCUGGUUCACAAGUCCAAUGUAGAGAAAGCCGAUAGGGGAUACGAUAGUGUGGUGAGCGCGCACGAGUGCCUGAGUUGGCUCAACUCUAAGAAACCUAACUCGGUUGUGUAUAUCUCUUUCGGGAGCUUAUGUCGUUUCCCCGAUAACCAGCUCCAAGAGAUCGCCGCCGGGAUCGAAGCUUCCGGCCACCAGUUUAUCUGGGUGGUGGCGGAGGAGACAAAGAUGGAGUUGCUGCCGGAGAGAGGGAUGAUACUAAGGGGGUGGGCCCCGCAGUUGGUUAUUCUCGACCACCCUGCCGUUGGGGGGUUUCUUACGCACUGCGGGUGGAACUCGGUGCUGGAGGGUGUCAGCGCCGGUGUGCCGAUGAUAACGUGGCCGGUGCACACUGAUCACUUUUACAAUGAGAAGCUGAUAACUGAGGUGCAUCGGAUUGGUGUGAGCGUGGGCGCAGAGGAGUGGGGAAUCUUGGGUUUUGGGGAGAGGAAGAAGCUUGUGACCAGAGAUAAAAUAGAGAAAGCUGUGAGGAGGUUGAUGGACGGUGGAGAUGAAGCUGAAGAGAUCAGACGGGGUGCGCGUCGCCUUGCCACCAAGGCUACACAAGCUGUUGCGGAGGGUGGGUCAUCGCACAACAAUUUAAGGGCACUAAUUCAUCAUCUUAAACAUCUUAGAGAUAUUAAGUCAAUUGAUUAA
Messenger RNA from Gastrolobium bilobum, 1383 nucleotides. RefSeq names its product UDP-glucose flavonoid 3-O-glucosyltransferase 7-like. The transcript has a single exon. Gene Ontology annotation, molecular function: UDP-glycosyltransferase activity. The record is from RefSeq and is a predicted model, not a curated record. Lineage: Eukaryota; Viridiplantae; Streptophyta; Magnoliopsida; Fabales; Fabaceae. The coding region runs from base 1 to 1383 and encodes 460 amino acids.